AUGACUUUGGCUAAACAUUGGGUAUACAAGCCCCACGAAGACAUAGUAUUGUCCCACAUCAAGGGAUUGUGCGCCAGCAACCCAGCUGUGGCUCUCAUCCCAUCUGAAAAGGUUGUGUUCAAUCCCCAUUCUGAUACCUCCCGCAAAGUGUGCUUGAUUAGUGGUGGAGGAGCAGGCCAUGAACCUCUUCAUGCUGGGUUUGUCGGCACCAAUUUAUUGGAUGCAGCCGUAUCAGGUGCUGUGUUUGCGUCACCAUCCACAAAACAAAUCAUGGCCGCCAUUAAGACCAAAUCAGACAAAUCACAAGGUACACUUAUCAUCGUCAAAAACUAUACAGGUGAUAUUCUCCACUUUGGACUCGUGGUGGAACGGGCUAAGAGUGAGGGUUACAACGUGGAGAUGUUGGCGGUGGCGGACGACGUGGCGGUGGGUCGCAAGCAGAACGCCAUGGUGGGAAGAAGAGGUUUGGCUGGAACUGCUCUUGUGCACAAGGUGUUGGGAGCUGCCACUGCCACCACCACCUUGACGCUUGCUCAGGUGGUUGCAUUGGGCCGUGCUGUCAACGGGGCGAUGGUAACGGUGGGCGCAUCAUUGGACCGUACGUCUGUACCGGGCAAGACACAUGAUGAAAUCGAGUUCAACGGGCCCAACGAGGCCGAGUUGGGCUUGGGCAUUCACAACGAGCCCGGCACUAAAAUGUCGCCUAUUCCUGCCAUAGACGACUUGGUCCGCGACAUGUAUGCCAUGCUCGUUUCACCAGACGAUGAAGAUCGUCACUACAUCGACUUUGACCUUAAAAACGACGAUACGGUCUUGCUCAUCAACAAUAUUGGUGGAACCUCAUCGUUGGAGUUGUACGCCAUUGUUCAGCACGCCAUUUCCGGGCUCCCAUUGCUGCACCAGCCACAGCGUGUGUUGGUGAGCGACUUUGUUACUUCGCUCAAUGCCCCUGGCUUUUCUAUCACUUUAUUGAACUUGUCGAGUGUUGAGAAGAACAGCGGGUUUAGCAAGGCCGAAAUUUUGGCGUUUUUGGACGCUCCUACUGAUGCUCCAGGGUGGAAACCAAAGUCUUAUUCCCUGUGGGAUAGUCCCAGUGUGGAGAUCGAGUCGCCUAUGAAGGAAGUUGCACCUGUGUCGUCGGAUCUCAAAAUCAAUGGGUCACAGUUUUUGCAGCAAUUGCAAAAUGCGAUGUACACCUUGAAGAAAGCCGAGCCUAAAAUCACACAUUACGAUACUCUCGUUGGCGAUGGUGACUGUGGUGAUACUCUCGUGAUGGGAGCAGACGGGAUCUUAGCGGCUGCAAAAACCCCUGAGUUCCAAGCGGCUCUGGCUGACCCAGUAGCGGUUUUAUCUAGAAUCACUGAAAUCGUCGAGGAGAACAUGGGUGGAACCUCGGGUGGAAUUUACUCGAUUUACCUCACUGCAUUGGUCCACCAAUUGCAGAGUUUACCCGAUGUCAGCGUCGAAUCCGUUGGUAAAGCUUUGUACAAAGCCCUAUACGACGGGUUAUUCAAGUACACGAACGCCCGUGUCGGUGGUCGUACAUUGGUGGAUACUCUCCAGCCUUUUGUUGACACAUUAAGCGAAACCCACAACGUUCUGAAAGCUCUUGAAGCUGCUAGAGCUGGCUGUGAAAAGACUAAGGAGUUACAAGCCAAGUUCGGCAGAGCCAGCUAUGUUGACGAGCUGGAAUUCAAGGCCGAUGGUGGUGUCCCAGAUCCGGGUGCCGUGGGGCUUUUAGCCAUUAUGGAAGGGUUUUUGGCGUAA
This is a messenger RNA of Yamadazyma tenuis ATCC 10573, 1767 nucleotides long. RefSeq names its product dihydroxyacetone kinase (gene DAK2). The record is from RefSeq and is a predicted model, not a curated record. Gene Ontology annotation, biological process: glycerol catabolic process. Gene Ontology annotation, molecular function: ATP binding; glycerone kinase activity. Lineage: Eukaryota; Fungi; Ascomycota; Pichiomycetes; Serinales; Debaryomycetaceae. Gene Ontology annotation, cellular component: cytosol.